Messenger RNA from Mycena indigotica, 987 nucleotides. RefSeq names its product AB hydrolase-1 domain-containing protein. Bases 1 to 987 code for a protein of 328 amino acids. Gene Ontology annotation, molecular function: acyltransferase activity, transferring groups other than amino-acyl groups. The transcript has 2 exons. Lineage: Eukaryota; Fungi; Basidiomycota; Agaricomycetes; Agaricales; Mycenaceae. Gene Ontology annotation, biological process: biosynthetic process. The record is from RefSeq and is a predicted model, not a curated record.
AUGGCGCAAACCAGAUAUUUCAGCCAACAUGAUGCCAACACCAAUGGAGAGCCCCCUUCUUCCAACGCCGCCCUAACGCUUGCUUAUCGCACAUUCGGCAACCCCGCAAACCCUGUGGUCUUCAUCCCCUCAUGCUUCUCCGGAAAGCUAGACACCACACUGACCUUUCUGUACCUCCCAUCCGCUGACAACACCCCGCCUGUGCUGCAAGACUACUUCUGCAUCGUCUGUGGCCUGCUUGGCGGGAGGCGAGUCGUCGUCCCCGUCAAAUUCUCCCGAUUCUCUCCGCGGCCCACGCACGCACUGUGCCUCAGCCUGGGCGUCACAAAGCUUUACGCGUACAUCGGGUUCAGCAUGGGCGGGCAGCAGGCGUACCACAUGGCCGUGCUCUUCCCCCAGUUUGCUGACCGUGUUGUGGUCAUCGCUGCGUCGGCGCGGACGAGUUGGCACAACUAUUCGUUCCUCGAGGGCCCCAAGGCCGCGCUCGUCAACAGUGUCGACUUCCAUGACGGAAAUUAUCAGACGCCUGCUGUCCGGGGAACUCGGGCUUUCGCGCGGGUCUACGCGACGUGGGCACUUUCACAGGCGUGGUUUCGCGCGCAUAGCUGGGAGACGCUGGGAUAUAAGGACCUAGAGGAGUAUCUUCGUGUCGUGUGGGAAGGAGGACGGGGAGGCUGGGAUGCCCAUGACCUAUUGGCCAUGAUUCACACAUGGCAGGGCGGUGAUAUAUCCCAAUUCGGGCCGGAGGAGGAUAAGGGCGAUUUGGCGAAAGCCCUAGGACGAAUUCAGGCCAGGGUACUCCUCAUGCCGAGCCGCAGCGACUUUUAUUUCCCUCCAGAGGACAGCGCAGAAGAGGUAAAAUAUCUGAAGCAUGGCGAACUUCGCGUGAUUGAGAGCAUUUGGGGUCACAUUGCCGGCGGGGGAGGAGGAACGAAAGAGGACAACGAGUUUAUCAAAGCUGAGAUAAAAAGAUUCUUGACAAGUUAA